UCUAUGACAUGGAUAAAUAAUUGUUCACAAUAUCAUAAAACAUGUGUUUUGAUGACAACAACUGAUUUUAUUCAAAUUAUGCCAAAUAUUCGAUAUGUUCAUUUAAUUGUCAACAAUAUCAAUAUUGACAAGCUAUUAGAUAUAAAUAAUUGGAAAGAACUUCACUCAUUGAUUACAAAAGAACAAGUGAUUAAAAUGGUUAAUGAUGUAGAUGUUAGUGGUGAUGAUGAUGAUGGUAGUGAUAUUAGUAAUUAUGACAUUGAUCUCAUCGAUCAUAGUCCUUUUCCUAAUGAUUGUCAAAAUGAAGUUCAGGGUAUUGAAUUUCUAUGCCAAUAUUUUAUGCAUCGUUACAAUGCUUGUCCAACUUUUUUGAUUGGUUCUCUUGAAGAAGCAUGUCAAGAAGCUUUCAGUUCAAUAAUAAUUAAAGAACGUCGUCCAGUUCUUGUCUACAUACAUCAUGAUAAAAACUUAUUAACAAAUAGAUUUUGUUGGAAUAUACUCUGUUCAGAAAUGAUUAUUGAUUAUUUACUUGAAAAUUAUAUUGUUUGGCCAUGGGAUAUUACAUUUGAAUCAAAUAGAAAUAUAUUGAUAAAAAUCUGGAAUAAGAUCUUUCCAAGUCAAACUUCGAUUGAUUUUUCUCUUGAACAAUGUCCAAUGCUUAUUGGUAUAAUGCGAGAAUCUUUAUAUAAAAAAGAUUCGUCAUCAACAUCAGAAUAUGAAUUUACAGUAUUAUUUAAAAAUGAAACUUUGACAAGUACUGAGGAGACAUUUAGUCUAAAAUCAAUACUCAACGAAUUGUCUAUAUUUAAAGAAGAAUGUGAUGAUAAUGAACAAGCUUUAUCUUUCGAUUUGAUUCAAAAAACUAAUCUUUCUUGGGAAGUUAUUAUUGAAAUAUGCAAAUAUCUCUCAUUAAAUGAUGCAAUUAAUGCAUUUUCUUCCAAUAUUUUAUUUUUUCUACUGAUUGGAGGUAUAUUAGAUGAUGAUGAAAUACAAGAAAAAGUACGGAAAUUACAACUUGAAUUUUAUUGUAUACGACCAGCAAUCAAAUUUCAAAUUGUAUACAUGUAA
This is a messenger RNA of Rotaria sordida, 1068 nucleotides long. The record is from the annotation of a GenBank genome assembly. Lineage: Eukaryota; Metazoa; Rotifera; Eurotatoria; Philodinida; Philodinidae.